CCUCUUAUACCAGUUGCCCAUACUCACUCACUCUCCUAUUGUUCAGCACUCCCUAACUACUAACCGUCCUCUUCUUUGGGACCGUCUAGCAGCGUAUCGCGACGGAGCGCGUUUAGAACUUCAGCCGCCUUCGAAAAAUUACCCUGAUUCAGCAUGCGAGAGGGCAACUUCAGCUUCACAUCUCAAGGCAAGGCUGCCGUGUGUAUAACCACCCAGCUCUACGACAGACGAGCGCUUGAUGCCACUUCCGCACUCCCCUUGAAUAACUCACUAACCAAUCUCACGUACCUCACGAACACGUCCCCUCGCAUUCGCGAAAUCCUUACCAUCGAUGGUGGCCUUGAAUGUCUAGUUCGGAUGUUACGUGAAUUCGUCUCCUCACCGCCUCCACCUGUGAAUCCUCGUCAGUUCUAUGGGUUGCUUCCGCCAAAGCAGUCACUAAAACGAAGGGCUCCGACUCCUGGGGAAUUCCCUCCAUUCGACAAGGGAGCAGCCCAUCGCUUCAGUCUGGCAUUUCAAUGUGUCGUGAAUGUUGGCGUCCGUGGCUCGGAGUCAAUCCGAUCUCGCGUUGUGCAGGCUGGGAUGCUACGAGUGGUUGGUGCCGUCCUAGAGGCCUGGCUAGUCUCAAAAGGUCUUUCUUUCCCCCCGACUUCAGCAGCUUCUGUGACGAGCAAGGAAAGCCGCCAACUGCGGCACUCGAAGCGCCAGGAGGCCCGGCAUGAGGACAUCGAGCGAAGACAGAGGGCGUCCGAAGCUGUCUCUGCCACUCAACUUGCCCGUGCUCUCCAACAAGAAGUAGCUGCCGAACAAUCCGGAAUCCGAUGGCCACGACGUCCGUCAGAUGAAACGGAUGGCGAUGACGAAGAAAUGGCUGACGUCUCGACUGCCGCUGCGUCCUCAUCUGAAUAUCUCCCCCCUCGUCCAUCGUCCUCCUCUUCUGAACUACUUAGCACCGAUAAUAGCUCCGUUACAACUCCAAUCCGCGGGAACACUCCAACAGUGGAGGCGAGAGAUAGAAGUGGGACUAUAAUCGCGCCUCAGGCAAACGAGCCUGUUCAUAACCCUGUUUCUGAGACUCGCAUUCGUCGACAGUCGGCUUCUCGACAUGGAAUAGAGACGGAUGGGGAGGACUUAGACACCGACGUCAGCACGGGCCCAGCAACACGGCCCCAUGUUCAAGCCGUUGCAGUCGUUGAAAGUGUGGGGGUAGACGGAAUACAGGUGUUUGGUAUGGAUGGUUUCAGGAUGAAUGCCAUCGAUCCUACCAUUCUAACUAUGGAGGCAAAUGACGACAUGGCUCUCGGGGCGCCGCCCGGUGCACCUGGCGCGGUAACUCAACGUGUGGACGUAGGGACGCCUCAACCAGGAGCCAUUGAUACGACGCCUCGUGCCGGACUUGCUUCAUUGACGGAGGACCAAAUCGAUCGUGCUUUGCCCACUACAGCUGUUCCUGCAACAGGCAUUGAGAUGCUCCGUGAUGCAACUGCAAACGCUGCCUCACAGAGAGUGCGUCUUGAAGGCUCGCCACGGAACAAUUCAAUGGCUACAGACGGUGCGGCUCGCGCACCUUUAGGCUUUAUCCCUGAGCCUCCUGGAGGGAGCGUGCGAUCUUCAACCACAUUUGCGUCAUCAACCCAACAAGGGCCAUUCAAAGACGAGGAUGUCCUGUUGUCCUUGCAGCUACUUGCAUAUUUAUCGAAAUACCCGUAUGUUCGACAGGCGUUCUACACUCCCCGCCCCGUCCCCACCACAUCGAAUAACAUUCGAAAUCCAUCCGUACCGGUCAUUGCCCCUAACAUCUUUUCCCUAGUUGAACGCUUCACAUUUAGACCUGCCAUUGCAGAGUCUCACCCUCGACUACCUUGGGAAAUCCAGUAUUGGGCUGGAGUCAUCAUGCGAAACGCGUGCCGCAAAGAUGAGAGCCGUGGCGGAAUCAGGCAGUGUGCCAACAUGACGUGUGGAAAGUGGGAGAAGUAUCCUCGUGAGUUUGCAAAAUGUCGGAGAUGCCGGAAGGCGAAGUAUUGUGGAAAGGAAUGUCAAAGUCGUGCAUGGACGGAGGGACACCGUUUUUGGUGUAGCGCUCGGGAUCCAGAGGAAGAGAACAAUCCUGACGGGAUUCGGCAUGGGAAUCAUUCUAGUGAUAACUUAACCCCUCGCCGUGCACAUCACCACCACCACCAUCAUUCGCACCAUCACCAUCACCGCCCAAGUCCAGUCGAGAGUGCCUCCGCGACGCAGAACCCUGGGCAAACGACGAGAUCCCAGUCUGGCAGGUAUGCUGCGCACGUACCUCCUUAUUCGGCAAACGACAUGAAUGUAGAUCGGACGCCACGGACUUCAGUGACCCGUACCCAUCAGCCGCAUCGCAAUCGAGCUGCAAUUCCGACUGGUGGAGAUUUGCCUUCGCCUACCGAUCAAGCGUCCGCACAGCUGACUAUGGCUCAAAAUCUUAUGACAAGGAUCAAUGCAAUGAGGAUGCCCUCUGCCACCGGAACGCGACUCCCACCAAUCCGUUUACCGUCUGAGGACGGCAGAUCCCCGUCCAGGGCAGGACCCAGUCGCCUCGAAACUGCUUCCCUGACCGUGCCACCAACACCCAUGGAGAUCGAUGAACAGACACCCCGCCGUAGCACGAUGAAUGUACAGAACUCUCGUCGUACCAAUUCGUCUGAUUCGGUGCCAGGCGCGCCACUUGGCCUACUUAAUAUGACCUCAAGAGUACCCCUCGGAUCGACAUCCUGGGCGCCCGCAGCAACUCCGCUGAGUAAUUUUACUAUGACCGGUCGAUUUGGUCCUCCGCCCUCUGAUCCUCCUCCGCGCCCUCCUUCUGUUACGCCGCGGAUGUCUCCUGAUCGAGUUCGAGAUCCUGAGCCUCUGACAUCUCUCAGCGAAGACAUACCCAUGAUUUGAUUGUCUGUGCUCAAAUGCUCUUACAUAAGAGCGUUGCUUGGGGAAGGGAUCAUCACAGCUUUCUUGAUAUGUCAUUGCAGUGUGUCGUGUUUUCGACCUUGGUCCUCCCUUUCACCAAUUCCAUUCCAUUUAUUCAAAGUCUGUUAUAGCUUUCAUCAUGAUCUCUAUUCACGCUCGCUUCAAUAAUCAUAUUCUACAGCAUCGUAGCGACUCUUGAAAACCCUCAAAGAUCAUUCCUAUAUCCUGUUCAAAUCGCACAUCCACUUCAAUUUGCAUCUCUUCUGACCCCGCGCCCUUCACAGCUAAUUAGCGCAUUGCAUUUUCGUUGUUUAUGUGGUUAUACUUUGAUUCAUGCUAUGCGACUCGCUUUAUUAGGCUAUGACGUGCGAGAACAAGUUCGACUGCUUUCGAUGAACUCAAGCACCAGCAU
Messenger RNA from Cantharellus anzutake, 3340 nucleotides. RefSeq lists its product as uncharacterized. Gene Ontology annotation, biological process: establishment or maintenance of cell polarity; ubiquitin-dependent protein catabolic process. Gene Ontology annotation, cellular component: MUB1-RAD6-UBR2 ubiquitin ligase complex. The transcript has 3 exons. The record is from RefSeq and is a predicted model, not a curated record. The coding region runs from base 154 to 2910 and encodes 918 amino acids. Lineage: Eukaryota; Fungi; Basidiomycota; Agaricomycetes; Cantharellales; Hydnaceae.